This is a messenger RNA of Aureococcus anophagefferens, 810 nucleotides long. RefSeq lists its product as hypothetical. Gene Ontology annotation, cellular component: cytoplasm. Lineage: Eukaryota; Pelagophyceae; Pelagomonadales; Pelagomonadaceae. The record is from RefSeq and is a predicted model, not a curated record. The annotation marks the transcript as partial. The transcript is spliced from 2 exons.
CACGACGCCGGCGAGUACGCGUCCCUCAAGGCCGCGGUCGCCUCCCAGGUCUCGCAGCUCCGGACGGUCCUGGAGUCGCACGAGGCCCGCGAGAAGGAGCGGUCCUGGCUCCGGCACCAGACCCAGGGCGAGCUCGACGAGGCGCGCCUCGUCGACGGCGUCGCGGGCGCCCCGGACGUCUACCGGCGCCGCGGCGUCGAGGCCGACGCGGGCGCGCUCUUCCGCCCGAAGACGCCGAAGCGGAUCAAGUUCGUCCUCGACAUCUCGGGCUCCAUGUACACGUUCAACCGCAUCGACGACCGCCUGCGGCGCCUCCAGGAGGCCGCCGCCUUCGCGGGCUUCGAGGCGAAGUACGACCUGGCCGUCGUCGGCCACUCGGGCACGGGCCCCGAGGCCGAGCGCCUCGUCGAGUUCGGCCGGCCCGUGGCGACGGACGCCGAGCGCCUCGCCAUCGCCCGCCGGCUCGCGGCGCACGCCCAGUUCGCCCACUCCGGCGACUCGACGCUCGAGGCGACGCGCCUCGCGGUCGACGACGCCGCGGCGGGCGACGCCGACGAGCGCUUCGUCUUCGUCGUCUCCGACGCGGACCUCAAGCGCUACGGCAUCACGCCCGAGGCCUGGAACGCCAUCCUCAUGGCGAGGCACCCGGAGGUCCAGGCCUACGUCGUCCUCAUCUCGUCCAACGAGGACGAGGCCGCGGCCAUCGUCAGGGGCCUCGCGCCGGGCCACGCGUUCAUCGCCGACCAGACCGAGCGCCUCGCCGUGACCUUCAAGCAGAUCUUCCUCGGGUCCAUGCUCAAGAACCGAUAG